Lachnellula hyalina is the source of this 1998-nucleotide messenger RNA. RefSeq names its product Acetyl-coenzyme A synthetase (gene facA). The record is from RefSeq and is a predicted model, not a curated record. Gene Ontology annotation, molecular function: acetyl-CoA synthetase activity; AMP binding. NCBI's taxonomy places the organism in Eukaryota, Fungi, Ascomycota, Leotiomycetes, Helotiales, Lachnaceae. The coding region runs from base 1 to 1998 and encodes 665 amino acids. The transcript has 5 exons. Gene Ontology annotation, cellular component: cytosol.
AUGUCGGAAGGCGAUGUUAAACCCAGUAACCCCGUGGUGGCAGAAGCACACCUGGUGGAUACUUUCCGCCUCGAGGAAUACCAGUCACUAUACAAGGAGUCAAUCACCGAACCCGACAAGUUCUGGGGUAGAUUAGGUCGCGAAUUGCUCACGUGGCAGCGAGAUUUCCAGACUGUCCAUGCAGGCAGUUUUGCAAACGGCGAUAACUCGUGGUACUUGGAGGGGCAACUAAACGCCUCAUACAACUGCGUGGACCGUCACGCGAUCAAGAACCCCGACAAACCAGCCAUCAUCUACGAAGCGGAUGAGGCCUCUGAUGGCCGCACUCUCACAUAUGGCGAGCUCCUCAGAGAAGUCUGCAGGACGGCUUAUGUGCUGAAGCAGAUGGGUGUUAAGAAGGGAGAUACAGUUGCUAUCUACCUACCCAUGAUUCCAGAGGCGCUUAUUGCCUUCCUUGCCUGUUCGCGUAUUGGAGCUGUGCACUCAGUCGUCUUUGCUGGAUUUUCAGCCGAUUCUCUGCGCGAUCGUGUCAUUGAUGCUCAAUCAAAGGUUGUCAUUACCACUGAUGAGGGCAAGCGAGGUGGAAAAUUAAUCGGCACGAAGAAGAUUGUGGAUGAUGCUCUUAAACAAUGCCCAGACGUCACACAUUGUCUCGUCUACAAGCGAACCGGUGCAGAGGUUCCAUGGACCGAGGGCCGCGAUUGGUGGUGGCAUGAGGAGGUCGAGAAAUGGCCUUCCUAUAUUGCUCCCGAGCCAAUGAACUCGGAGGAUCCACUUUUCCUGCUCUACACAUCUGGUUCGACGGGUAAGCCAAAGGGUGUAAUGCACUCUACAGCUGGAUACCUGGUCGGUGCAGCUGCGACUGGAAAAUAUGUGUUUGAUAUCCAUGACUCUGACAAGUUUUUCUGUGGUGGAGAUGUGGGAUGGAUUACGGGACACACAUAUGUAGUCUACGCUCCUCUGCUUCUGGGUGUUGCGACUGUUGUCUUUGAGGGUACUCCCGCGUAUCCCAACUUCUCAAGAUACUGGGAUGUGAUCGCGAAGCACGAAGUCACUCAAUUCUACGUUGCUCCGACCGCGCUGAGAUUACUCAAGCGCGCUGGUGACCAUCAUGUCAAGGCACAAAUGAAACAUCUCCGUGUGUUGGGUUCCGUGGGUGAGCCAAUUGCAGCUGAAGUUUGGAAGUGGUAUUUCGAAAUUGUUGGAAAGGAGGAAGCACACGUGAUUGAUACAUACUGGCAGACCGAGACUGGCUGUAACGUCAUCACUCCUCUAGCUGGUAUCACUCCCACCAAACCUGGAUCCGCAUCUCUUCCUUUCUUUGGGAUUGAGCCCGCGAUCAUUGACCCGGUCUCUGGCGAGGAGAUCCAUGGAAAUGAUGUGGAGGGUGUUUUGGCCUUCAAGCAGCCAUGGCCGAGUAUGGCUCGUACCGUCUGGGGUGCUCACAAGCGUUAUAUGGAUACAUACCUGAAUGUUUACAAGGGUCUCUACUUCACGGGUGAUGGAGCUGGUCGUGACCACGAGGGAUACUACUGGAUCCGAGGCCGAGUCGACGACGUGGUCAACGUCUCCGGCCAUCGUCUCUCGACGGCCGAAAUCGAAGCAGCCCUAAUUGAGCACCACGCCGUCGCAGAAGCAGCCGUUGUCGGUAUCAACGACGAGCUGACUGGCCAAGCCGUCAACGCCUUUGUCGCUAUCAAGGAAGGAAACGAGGUCACAGACCAACUCCGCAAAGACCUUAUUCUUCAAGUAAGAAAGAGUAUUGGUCCCUUUGCAGCACCCAAGGCUAUCUUCGUUGUGCCGGAUCUGCCAAAGACCCGAAGCGGGAAGAUUAUGCGUCGGAUCUUGCGGAAGAUUCUGGCAGGUGAGGAGGACCAGCUUGGUGAUAUUUCAACUUUUGAGGCUAUGCGUGUACAUGCUGACAAUGACAAACAGCUCUCGGAUCCCAGCGUGGUAGACAAGAUCAUCGAGACUGUUCAAGCAUCGCGGAAGAAGUAG